GCUUCGUCCUUCGGAACCCAGUGAAACUUAUUGCUAAGAGAAGAGGUUUAUUGCCCCGGUGUUUCUGGUCUCCUGUGUAAACUCCCACCAUGCCCACGCGGAGUAUUUAGGAGAUGAACCAACCAGGAAGAACCGAGAACAAACCAUCCAUCAUGACCGUCACCAUGGAGAAACAAACCAACUGGUUGUGUGGUACGAAUCUGCGCUAGUGCGUCGCAAUGCAAUGGUCACAACAACUUAACAUUAAGGUCAAACCUCGAAAACAAGUUGAUGCCUCGACAACAGGUACCACAGAGCCAUCUACUACUUGGUGCUUGUGUAACACAACUUCAGCCGCUGAAGCCACAACUUCAGCAGCUGCAAGCACUGAAGCCACAACUUCAGCCACUGGGGCUUCAGCCGCUGGGGCUUCAGCCGCUGAAAGCACAGAGUCAACCACUGAAGUCACAGCGACAACCACAGUCGCUGAAGCCACAACUUCAGCAGCUGCAAGCACAGAGUCAACCACUGAAGCCACAACUUCAGCCGCUGAAGCCACAACUUCAGCCGCUGAAGCCACAAGUUCAGCCACUGGGCCUUCAGCCGCUGGGGCUUCAGCCGCUGAAAGCACAGAGUCAACCACUGAAGUCACAGCAACAACCACAGUCGCUGAAGCCACAACUUCAGCCGCUGAAGGCACAGAGUCAACCACUGAAGUCACAGCAUCAGCUGCUGAAGCCACAACUUCAGCUACUGAUGGCACAGAGUCAACCACUGGAGUCCCACAGUCAACCACUGGAGUCCUCGAGUCAGCAACACCCAUUUGGUGUCACUGUGGAAGUACGUCUGAGCCAUCAGCAUCAACUACUGAAGACGAGACAACCUAUACAGUACGGUUUUGCAUAACUCACAUUGAUGGCAUGAGUGCUACUUUUGUUGAUGCCUACAUGGAUAACACUUCGGAUGAGUACAAGAAUUUAAGUUCCAGGGUCGUUAAUGCGUUCAGUGGUGAAAACAUGAUGGAAAUUUGUCCCACCGACGAGGCACUCCCAAACACAGUUGAGUUCAGUAAUGGAAGCGCGAUUACAGUUUCUUUUGAAGUCAGAAGUUCAGUUUGUAACAAAAUUGACCUGGCAGAUUCACUGGCCUGUGUGUUCCUGGAAGUCAGGAUCAAACUCUAUGAUGUUUAUAUAAAUGAUACCCUCAUCAUAGCGAAUGCCUUAUGCCCAACCACCACUCCAAAUUCAGCCACCACAGACCAGCACUUGCUGAUCAAGCGAGCUGGUACAAUGUAUCUGAGCCGGAACACACUGCAGGUGGUCUGUGCGGCCGUCGUGGUUCUGUGUGCUGUCCAAUACGUCUUUGCGGUGCAAGGUAUGAGACUUUAA
Molecule: messenger RNA, 1367 nt
Organism: Patiria miniata (bat star)
Lineage: Eukaryota; Metazoa; Echinodermata; Asteroidea; Valvatida; Asterinidae
Product: platelet binding protein GspB-like
Exons: 6
Coding region: 219-1367 (382 amino acids)
Source: RefSeq, a predicted model, not a curated record